AUGUCUUCCACACCUUCUCAGCCCCCACCUGCCAGCGCCACUGCUGCGGAAUCGGACCCCGCCACCUUUGCUCACAUUGAGAACUACAUCUCAACACGCUGCAAUGCCUCGCCCAUCUACGCCUUCCUAUUCAACCCGGACCUGAAACUCACACACGCGUCCAAGGGUCUCAUCAUCGCGCGCCUACCCGUCACCGCGAAUCACCUCAACACGGCCGGCAGCAUCCACGGAAGCGUCUCCGCGACCAUUGUCGACUGGGCCGGCGGACUCGCUAUUGCGUCUUGGGACCUGCGUGAGGCAACGGGCGUGAGUGUCGAUAUCAACAUCAGCUAUCUUUCCGGCGCGAAGUUGGGCGAUGAGAUUGAGAUCGAGGGCAAAGUCGAGAAGGUUGGAGGAAGCUUGGCGUUUACGCAUGUCAACAUCUACAAAGUUGCUGCUGAUGGCACACGGGGCGCCACUGUAGCGAAUGGAAGACACACCAAGUUUGUGAGAAGCCGAUAA
Molecule: messenger RNA, 501 nt
Organism: Colletotrichum spaethianum
Lineage: Eukaryota; Fungi; Ascomycota; Sordariomycetes; Glomerellales; Glomerellaceae
Product: acyl-coenzyme A thioesterase 13
Exons: 1
Coding region: 1-501 (166 amino acids)
Molecular function (GO): fatty acyl-CoA hydrolase activity
Source: RefSeq, a predicted model, not a curated record